AUGGAUCCACUCCAGCAACCGCCUUCGGGAACAAGGAAACGGAAGACAUCACACAUCAACCCAAUGGAUAUGGGAGAGACUUGGGAUGAUGAUGAUGCCCCCUGGGAAUCCGAGGCUCAAGGAUACACAAUAGAAGCAAGUGGCAGAAGUUUGGUGUUAUCAAAUAAGCAAGCUAAUGAACUAAGUGAACAAUACCGCUACUUUGGCGCUGCUUGGGGAAAGGGAUCACAUUUCAAGGAACGCGGAACAAAGAGACUAAAGUGGCAGGAUGUCCCUUACAGCACAUGUGCUCUUGUCGUCGCCUUUCUCCUCGAAGGAAAAAUUAUCCUCGACAUUCUGAUUGACUACCCGCCAACUGACAGCAAAAGCAAAUCGGCCAACGAAGAAAGCAACGAAUUGGAGCUGUCGACCUACACCAAUUUCAUGCAACUGUGUGACAAGAUCAACGUUGUACCCUUUUUUUCCAACCCCAAGAACCCGCAAGAGAACUUGUGCCAGGACAAAGAGCAAAUGUCGCUCUACCUGGAAACUUACGCCAAUCUCAGAGCACACACAAGAGUCAGCAGGCUAAUUAUCAACAGCCCAGAGAUCAACGCCCUGAGAAGAACGGAUGGUUUUAAUGAUUCCUUCCCCAUUCCAGACUUUUUGCUGACAUCAGGAGCAAUAACUGCAACCCCCUUUCUGGCCAUUGGAUCCCAACGCAAUGAUCGCCGGGGUAAGUUGACCAUUAUGUCCAGCGUGAGCAUCAGCGCUCUUUUUCAUCACUUUAUAUCUAUAGUUGAUGACCUCGGCCACGUGGGCCUGACUCGGGUGCACAGCCACGAAUCCGCAUCUUGGCAUGCGUCACACGAGGAACGUGGGGGUGGAUACGCUAACAAAUAG
Seminavis robusta is the source of this 882-nucleotide messenger RNA. The record is from the annotation of a GenBank genome assembly. Lineage: Eukaryota; Bacillariophyta; Bacillariophyceae; Naviculales; Naviculaceae.